Messenger RNA from Ustilaginoidea virens, 1119 nucleotides. RefSeq lists its product as uncharacterized. The transcript has a single exon. NCBI's taxonomy places the organism in Eukaryota, Fungi, Ascomycota, Sordariomycetes, Hypocreales, Clavicipitaceae. The coding region runs from base 1 to 1119 and encodes 372 amino acids. The record is from RefSeq and is a predicted model, not a curated record.
AUGGGCAGCCGCGCGUCCCCAGCCAGCAAGAAGAAGCAUCGCCCGCCUGCCAAGACCUCACCAACGCACACGACCACGACCACGACCACGACCACGACCACGACCACGACCCCGGCCGCGGCCGCUCUCCCGCCUCAUGCCGUGCGCGUGCAACCUCGAAAGCACCAGCAGACACUGCUAAACAUCUUCUCCGACGCCUUUGCCAACGUCCUCUCCUCGGACCGCUUCCCCGCGCUCUUGCAGCACAUCAAGCAGGCGCUCUACGACCGCGACUUCGGCGAGGCCUUCGGCCACGUCGAGCACCUGGAGGCCUAUGCAGCGCGAUGGAGUCCCCCGCGGGCCUUGUGCUACAGCGCAGUCUUGCUCGGCAUCCGAGAGCACCUGGACCGGCUGCCCGCGCGCCAGCAAGCGCACGCCGACGCCGACGCCGACGCCGGGGCGCCGCAGGGGCAAUCACAAGACCGGCUGGGAAUGCUGUGUGUGGGAGGCUGCGCAGCCGAGCACGUCGCCUUUGCGUCGUACCUGCAGCGCACUCGGCGCGACGGGUCCCUGACUCUCGUCGACUCCGGGCCGUGGGCGCAUGUCCUGUCGGGAAUCCAGAACCAGCUGACAGCCGACCCUCCCCUGUCAAAGUAUGCGUCGGCGGCAGCCAAGGCCGCCAACAAGCCCCUGGUUGGGACGCAUCAGCUCGAGUAUACCUUUAGGCAGGCCGACGUGCUGACCUUGUCGCAAACCGAGUUGACGGACCUGGUUGGGCCACGACCUCUGCUCGUUACCCUCAUGUUCACCCUGAACGAGCUAUACGCUGGCGGUGGCGUAGGCAAGACGAGCCAAUUCUUGAGGAGCCUCGGCCAGGUCUUACCGAACGGUAGCCUGCUGCUCGUGGUGGAUAGUCCUGGGAGCUAUUCAGAGGCCGCGAUUGGGAGAGAAAAGAACAAAUACCCGAUGCAGUGGUUGCUCAAUCACACCUUGUUGGAAGGCGAAACGCCAGGGUCCACGUGGGAACGCUUGGAGUCUCAGGAUUCCAUCUGGUUCAGGUUGCCGGAAGGCUUGUCGUAUCCUAUUCAGUUGGAGAACAUGCGCUAUCAGAUGCAUGUAUAUCGAAUACACAAGGGAUGA